GUCACAUUCUCAAUCGCUCUCUUCAGAAAAAUGGACCCCUAAAGCUCAUCUCGGCAUCUCCACCCCCCAACAAUGACGUCAUCCACCUCUCACCACCGCCUCCUUUCCAAUCCCCCACCUCGCUCCUCCACCGUCUUUAUCUCCACCGCCGCCGCCAAAACCCCCAACUUCCUCCCUCUCCCAGCCUCAACCCGCCGGCAUUUCCCAAUCUCAACCACCCUCACUCUCCCACUCACCUCCUACCGCCGCCUCCAAGCCUACGACUCCUCCUCCGCUGGGGCUCCCUACUCCGGCGACGAGUUUCCCUUCAAUUUCGACUACUUCCUAUCGAUCGCCGAGCUCCUCUGCCUGGCGUCCUCGGCCGCGGUGACGAUCGGGUUCGGGCUGAGCUCCGCGGUGCCGGGGUGGAGCCACGCGGCGUUUGCGAAGGGGAGGGUUUUGGCGGGAGGGGCGGCGGCGCUGGUGGCGGCGGUGGGGAUUGGGGCGUGGAUUCGGAGGCGGCAGUGGAGGAGAGUGAGUAGGGAGGCGGUGAAGGGAGGAGUGGAGGUGAAUUUGUAUGAGAGGAUUGAGAAGUUGGAGGAGGAUUUGAGAAGCUCGGCGACGAUUGUUAGGGUUUUGUCUAGGCAGCUUGAGAAAUUGGGGAUUAGGUUUCGUGUUACGAGAAAGGCUUUGAAGGAGCCCAUUGCUGAGACUGCAGCUUUGGCUCAAAAGAACUCUGAGGCCACCCGGGCAUUGGCAGCACAAGAAGACAUUCUGGAAAAGGAGCUUGGAGAAACUCAAAAGGUGUUACUGGCAAUGCAGGAGCAACAGCAAAAACAACUUGAGCUGAUACUUGCCAUUGCAAAGAAUGGGAAGCUUUUGGACAACAAACAGGUACCUGAACAACCAGAGAGUACGGUUAGAAUACGUGAUUCAAGUAAAGACAAUUCAAAGCAGAAGGAACCCCAGCAGAUAUAACCUUUCAUUGGAAGCAAAGGGGACAAAUUAGGAUUUUGAAGGAAACCACUCCUUGUGAAGAUGUUCUUUUCCCAAUGUUGUUGGCCUGUAGCCUUAUCUGGUACUAUUCUCCUUGCUCACACUUUAUGUAUAGCUAUGUCAUGGUGGCAUUAUGUCUACAGCCAAAGAAAAUUUUCUCAGGCCGUUGUGGAUAUGCAAAGCUGGAAGGUAAAAUGAAAACAACAGAGGAAUUAUAGGAUAGAAAUGCACCUCGAGUACAGCUGUACCAAUAAGGUAAAAGUGGAGUUUGCUCCUCAUGUUUGUAAUUCUCUGUUUGUUUGCGUCAUCUUGUUGAAACUAAUAUGUACCAUCUUGGUAUGGUGCAGUCAUUUUAUGAACUUACUGACCACUCAAACCUGACUAUUACGUUGUUCUUGUUUGGUUCCUUUUUUAAUUUUGUAAUAAUUAACGUUCUGUAUUACUGAAGUAAUAAAAGAAUAUUCAAUCUUUUUGCC
Molecule: messenger RNA, 1451 nt
Organism: Argentina anserina (silverweed cinquefoil)
Lineage: Eukaryota; Viridiplantae; Streptophyta; Magnoliopsida; Rosales; Rosaceae
Exons: 3
Coding region: 73-957 (294 amino acids)
Cellular component (GO): chloroplast envelope
Source: RefSeq, a predicted model, not a curated record